Molecule: messenger RNA, 609 nt
Organism: Punica granatum (pomegranate)
Lineage: Eukaryota; Viridiplantae; Streptophyta; Magnoliopsida; Myrtales; Lythraceae
Source: RefSeq, a predicted model, not a curated record
CCGUCUCGCCCCUUCCCUCUCCCUUCCCUUUAAAUAAUCUCCUCUCCUCUCUUGUUCUCUGUCAGUUCAAACCCAAAGCGCCAUUGACGGAGCUAUCAAAGUCAAACAAUCUCUCAAAGUCGAGCAAUCCCUCUUCCUUUGUCUGAAACUUGCGUGAUCUUUCAUAUAUUUAAGGAGUCAAAGAAGAUGAUGAUGUCCAUGUUCAGCUCCUUCGAAGCUCUCUCCGCCGAGACGUCGUUCGGUCAGAAGCUGAGCUUCUCGGCGGGCCCGAGCUGGCGCCUGCCCAGCAAGGCUAAAGACGAACCCGCGGUUUCGGCGGAUGAGAAGAGAAGUAAAGAGGCUGACUCUGAUUCUGCUGCUCCGCAGCGGAAGGAUGUCGGGGGACGGCCGAAGAGCGAGGAGCAGCAGAGAAGGCGGCCAAGGUUCGCGCCGGAGCUGGAUGGGGUCCACUGUUUUGAGACCCUUGUGCUCUACUGAUGUUAUAUUCUUUUUGACCGAUGAUUGAUGACGAUGGUGAUCAAUCCAUGUGUAAUUAUAAUUCGAUUGAAUUUUUUCGGCGAACCAAUUCGAUUGAACUUAUUCAAUAGAAUGAAUUAUAUUCUUUGAUCC